CGAGUACAAGGAGGAAGCAGUUUGUUUUCUUGGCUUGCAGUAAGAUGGAAAUGUCAACAAAAUAUCCUCCAAAUUAACAGAUUCUAUCACGAUCUUUGUGAUUUACAACAAAUAUGAGUGUUGAUACGAAUAUUUUAAAAACAUUACAGACUGGAAAUGAACAGGACGUGGUUUCAGUGCUUGAAGCUUUUACGACAAAGAAUGCACAGACCUUCAGUUUUCCUGAGUUGACCUUGGAGGUCAAACAGAAAUGUGUGGAGGCCAUUCUCGACCUGCUUCGUGUGCAGGGUGCAUCCAAGUGCCACAUCCUGUGCCUGGAGACACUGCGCCUGUUCAGCCGAGAGAAGGAGAAAUUGGCGGGCAUGGUCUCUGAGGUGGCCCUAAACCUGAUAAUGAAGAUGGCAGGCCUCCAGCACUACUCCGAGGAGGAGGGAGAAUGUGUCACUAUACAGAACGGUGACCCUGAUGUGAUGGUGGAAGCUCAGAAAUGUCUGUGUAACUUAAUAUUCAACAAUGUCCAAGUACAGAGAGUGUGCAGUAAAAACGGCUGUGUGGAGGGGAUAAUACAGAGACUGAAGACGUACAAGGACCCAGAUCUCAAGUUUGAAAUCAAGUUCUUUGAUAUGAGGAUGCUGUUCCUGUUGACUGCCCUGUGUGCUGAAACAAGACCCCUGAUCCGUUACGAGCUACAUGGCUUUACCUACCUGAUGGAGGUUGUUGAUUUAAUACUUCGGGAUGCAGAUGCCCGACAGUCCGGACUUACGGAACAGGAGGUGGACCUCUGCUGCGAAAUCCUCAAAAUUCUCUUUAACAUCACAGUCCCGAUUGAUAAAAAUGCUUUAGAUGAGGAGGAGGAGGCCCACUUCAUGCGCCUGGUCAGUGUGCUCCGGGAUCUUCUGAUGAGUAAAACACAGAGCAAGGACCGCCAGGAGGAACUACAAAGUCACACAGUAAACCUACUGACGAACAUCCCACGGGACUGUUACGAGGAGCUGCUUAUUCCCCUCAACGAGAUCGAUGUUGGAGGCAUGGAGAAUAAAGAUGUCGAGUUUGAUGGAAAAAAUAUGGAAGCUAUCAUAGUUCUGCUCGACUUCCUGUACAAUAGGAUAGACGUGCCAAUGAAGUCACUGAAGGAAAGUCUAACUCCCAUCCUCCACUGCCUGUGUGAGACAUGUCGGGCUAACAGGGCCAUCCGCAAGUUCUGUCGCUCCAAGGUAUUGCCACCAUUGAAGGAUGAGGUGAAGAAAUUACCAGAAGAUGGGGAUACACUUAGAAACAGACUUUGUAAGCUGCUAACCUCGCCCAUCGCAGACGUUAAAGACCUGGCUGCUGAUUUCCUGUUCGUUUUGUGUAAAGAGAGCGUCAACAGAAUGGUCAAGUACACAGGGUACGGGAACAGUGCUGGCCUCCUAGCCAACAGGGGUCUCCUGCUCGGAGGCAAGUCAGGGGGAGACUACUCCAGUAACUCAGACGACUCAGACACAGAAGAGUAUAGUCAAUUAAGAAACAUGGUGAAUCCUGUGACAGGGAGAUGGGAGGAGGACAAGCCGGAUCCUUUUGAGGGGAUGAGUGAGGAGCAGAAGGAGUUUGAAGCCAUGAAACUAGUCAACAUGAUGCACAAACUCCAGUGCCAAGGGAUCAUACAGCCGAGUCGUGUUGACGAGUCUGGCCAUCCUCAGCCAGUGCAACACGUCCUGGAACUGAUGGAAAACAUGACAAACCCCAGCGGAGCAACCGGGGACCAGGAGGACCUGGACUAGGGGGCGUUUGGAGAGAGUGGCCCAAAAUGGGCUGUUUUAUCACCUGUUCCGUAUAGGACAGAUGUAUGGUAUAUUUCCACAUAUACCUAGGUCUCAAUCUUGCCAAUUUUGGUGCAUGUUGGGUUUAAAGCUCGAGUUUAGAACCUGAUAAAGUAUUUGCGCCGUAAUUCAUGGCAAGCAAAGUAUUGUCUUGAGUUUUAACUACGCAGGUUGGCAAAUUGACAGUGUCUAUAGACGUGUUGCUUAUGAACAAACCUACAAUAGCUGUAGACUUGUGUAAGAAGCAUUAAAUAGUCUACAUUGUGUUGUCUUUAGAUCUGAAAAGCAGCCUAUUGCAUAAGGAUCUGGUAUACUUAUCACUUCACCAACAUCUUGAAUUUGCAAACCAUUUAUAUUAAAAAAAAUAUUUUCUGCUAAACAAAAUUCCUGAAUUAAUAUCGCUUAGCUGUGAUAAAAUAUCAAAGAGGUUAGACAUCUGUUCCUCCAGGUAGGAGGUAGUCUGGUUCUGAAAAUGUUAAACAGUUAAUUGCAAAGAAUUAAUUGGGUUAUAUAUUUCAAUGUUGAAAUAUUGCAAAAAAAAUAAAAGAGUGAGUUAUAUAUUUCAAUGGUUAACAACUAUUGUUGAUGAUCAGCAAAUAGUCAACAGAAACACGUCUGUAAUUUAGAUGCAAUUUUUUUCAUUAAAUUUCCUAAAAAAAAAUCCAACCCCCCCCCCAAAUAAUUCCUAAUAGUAUGACAACAACAUGUAAUUUUUCAAUAUAUACUCAACUGUAUCGUUUUCAUUUUAGUCAUUUUGAUACAUUUUGGGACAAUUCUGCUAAAUUGGAGGGUGCAUAUUUCUAAAGUAAACAACAACAGAAAAUGAAAAUCAAUUUUAUAGUAUCUACAUAUAAAACCGUUUUAUUGUAAAUAUACAAACAACUUUAAAGAUGAUCAAGUCAAGGCCAUAUAAGAAAUGAAGGUCAGAGUGGAUCAAAAGGUCAAGGUAGCAUGUAGUUGAAAAGGUCAAGGCAACAUCUAUGUAUUUUUAUGGAAGGAUGAGAUAAAGUGAGUUUUGAAGUAACCUGAGGAAUACUGCAUGAGAUGGAUGGAAGUAGUAAUGAUUUACACCCCUCAGCCCCACAGUUGCUCUGUUUAUGUCACAGAGGGGCUACCUGUUGCAGGUAUUUGUCACAAAGUAUUUUUGAUAAAGAAGUUUAUGAAACUGACCAUUAAUAUCUUAUGGCCAUUAUAUUUUGAAGAACAGUUUUGAGGUUGAGGGAAAUGUUGACUUCUUGUUCUAUAUAAGGUCAUCUUUCUUCACACAGAGUGUGAUAAGAUGUCAAGAAUUUGUAGAAAAUUUAAUGGUCAAGUCUUCAAAUAUUUUUUUCAAUGUAUGAGAUUAAAUUUCUUCUUACUAAUCAAUAUUCUAGUAAUAUUUGAUACUGUGAAAUUAGACCUCAUGGAAGAGAAUUCAAAGAUAAAUACCUAAACACCGGGUAAACACUCCCAAAAGGAACCUUUCUGGACAAGAAAAAAAGAAUGAAAGUUUUGAUAUUAAGUUCCAAGGUAUAAAAUUGGAAUAAUCAAAUUUGGUCCAUUGACUAUGUAGGUCAAUAAGAUGUCUUAACAACCAAACAGACUAUUUCUGUACUUCUGUAGGUAUCAGUGUUACGGACCGAAGGCCUCUGUAAAGGCCAGGAACCUUACAAGUACAAGGUUUGUUAGCAGGCAAGGAAAAUUAAAGUACAGGGAUAUAGGUUGUGUUUAGGCCAGGAACGGACCAGUACAGGGAUAUAGCUUGUGUGUAGGCCAUCAACAGUACAGUACAGGGGUAUAGCUGGUGUGUAGGCGAGGAACAGAACAGUACAGGGGUAUAGCUUGUGUGUAGGCCAGGAACAGAACAGUACAGGAAUAAAGCUUGUGUGUAGGCCAGGAACAGAACAGUACAGGGGUAUAGCUUCUUUGUAGGCCAGGCAUAGUGCAGUACAGGGAUAUAGCUUGUUUGUUUAAACAUAUUUUAUUGCUUCUAAAUUCAAGCAAGAGGAUUGGGCACAAGUUAUGAAACUUAUAAAAGCCCUCUCCUAGAUAUAGCUUGUGUGUAGGCCAGGAACAGAUCAGUACAGGGGUAUAGCUUGUGUGAAGGCCAGGAACAGAACAGUACAGGGGUAUAGCUUGUGUGUAGGCCAGGCACAGAACAGUACAGGGAUAUAGCUUGUGUGUAGGCCAGGCACAGAACAGUACAGAGGUAAAGCUUGUCCGUAGGCCAGGCACAGAACAGUACAGGGGUAUAGCUUGUGUGUAGACCAGGAACAGAACAGUAGAAGGGUAUAGCUUGUGUUUAGGCCAGGAACAGAACAGUACAGGGAUAUAGCUUGUGUUUAGGCCAGGAACAGAAAAGUACAAGGGUAAACCUUGUGUGUAGGCAAUGAACAGAACAGUAUGGGGAUAUAGCUUGUGUGUAGGCCAGACACAGAACAGUACAGCGGUAUAGCUUGUGUUUAGGCCAGGAACAGAACAGUACAGGGGUAUAGCUUGUGUGUAGGCCAGGAACAGAACAGUACAGGGAUAUAGCUUGUGUGUAGGCCAGGAACAGUACAGUACAGGGGUAUAGCUUGUGUGUAGAACAGUACAGAGAGAUGGCUUGUUUAUAUUAACUAAGAAAGGUAUUUUGUAAAAGAACCAUAUUCAUAUGAAGAUAAUCCAAAAAAUAAUUGGCAAUUUCAAGUUCCAAACCCAGUAUUUAUGUAGUUAUUUUAGCUAUUGUUAAUGAAAAUGUUACCCUUCCAAGCCCUUCUCCAAAUAAAACUGGUUAAAAGAUUUGAUUUUUUUUGUUUUCAAUUUAGCUAGUUAUAAAUAUAAUUGUGCAAAAUCCCAUGAAUGUGUAUAUUAUUUGAUAGCUAGAGAUAUCCUUGCUAGCUCAUGUUGCAAUGUGCGGCUUAGUUAUGAUAUUGUAGUCUGGGUGAAAGUCAGUGUGAUGAGGUGUCAGAUAACAGAGGUAUGGAAGAGCAAGAAGGAUGAUGUCAGAUUACACAAGUCCUAUAUAAUUUGUAUAUAGAGUUGAUGUUACUACAAAUAAUCCUACCAAGUCAUUGUCUCGUAACAAACUGUACUAUACUGGUUUGUAAAUAUAGGUCAGCUCAUUUCACUUAACAUUUUGACUACGGACUUGUAUGGUUACUAGUUACUGAUAUUGUUGUAAACUGUUGCUAAGACUGCAGACUGUUGCUAUGACUACAGGCUUGUUUUUAUGACUACACACUGAUGCUAUGACUACACACUGUUGCUAUGACUACAGACUGAUUUUAUGACUACAGACUGUUGCUAUGACUAGACUGUUAAUAUGACUACCGACUGUUAAUAUGACUACAGACUGUUACUAUGACUACAGACUGAUGCUAUGACUAGACUGUUAAUAUGACUACAGACUGAUGCUAUGACUACAGACUGUUGCUAUGACUACAGACUGAUGCUAGGACUACAGACUGUUGCUACGACUAAAGACUGUUGAUAUGACUACAGACUGUUGCUAGGACUACAGACUGUUGCUAGGACUAAAGACUGUUGAUAUGACUACAGACUGUUGCUAGGACUACAGACUGUUGCUAUGACUACAGACUGUUGCUAUGACUAGACUGUUACUAUGACUAGACUAUUACUAUGACUACAGACUGUUGAUAUGACUACAGGCUGUUAAUAUGCCUACCGACUGUUGAUAUGACUACAGGCUGUUGAUAUGACUACAGACUGUUGAUAUGACUACAGACUGUUGAUAUGACUACAGACUGUUGAAAUGACUACAGACUGUUAAUAUGCCUACAGACUGUUGAUAUGACUACAGACUGUUGAUAUGACAACAGACUGUUGAUAGGACUACAGACUGUUGAUAUGACUACCGGCUGUUGAUAUGACUACAGACUGUUGAUAUGAG
Molecule: messenger RNA, 5670 nt
Organism: Mizuhopecten yessoensis (Yesso scallop)
Lineage: Eukaryota; Metazoa; Mollusca; Bivalvia; Pectinida; Pectinidae
Product: synembryn-A-like
Exons: 15
Coding region: 114-1760 (548 amino acids)
Biological process (GO): G protein-coupled receptor signaling pathway
Cellular component (GO): cytoplasm
Molecular function (GO): guanyl-nucleotide exchange factor activity; G-protein alpha-subunit binding
Source: RefSeq, a predicted model, not a curated record